Penicillium malachiteum is the source of this 1359-nucleotide messenger RNA. RefSeq lists its product as uncharacterized. The record is from RefSeq and is a predicted model, not a curated record. NCBI's taxonomy places the organism in Eukaryota, Fungi, Ascomycota, Eurotiomycetes, Eurotiales, Aspergillaceae. Bases 1 to 1359 code for a protein of 452 amino acids. The transcript is spliced from 12 exons.
AUGAAGUUACUUUGCUGCGGUAAAGGUGAUCGGAAUGAUGAGGAAGAUCAUCCCCCGCGCCCUGCUCGCGUCCCCGAUAAGGUACCUCCAGUAAAGGCUGCUAAUUCAAGCGUAAAGACCACGGUAGCCGAAGAGAAGCCCGAAAACCCCGAUCUUUGGAAAGAGGCAUUCGACAGAUCAGACUCGAGAAAAAUACACCGAGUGGCAGAAGGUGGCCUCAAAGGGAAACGCAAGAACGGAGAUGAUAUCAAUAUACGCGAUGGAGCAGAGAAGAUUCUCAACGCGGCCUUGCAGGCUCGAGAUCUCAUCGCCAAAAUUGUAGCCUUUGACCCAACUGGGAAGGCAUCAGCUGCGUGGGCGGACGUGUCCCUCGGUUUGACGAUGGUUUCAACCAACAUCGAGCGGAGAGAUGCAAUGUUUGCAUCUUCAGAGUAUCUAGCCGAAAAUCUUGCCUAUUACGCUCUGGUUGAUACGCAUUAUCGCAAUCGCAAGGUAGAUGGAGGUCAGAACUUUGAUCGCGCUCUCGUUCAGGUGUAUACGGCCAUCCUCGAUUAUACAGCCGAAGCGACCAAAGUUCAACAAAAGAAUACCUUUGGUCGUAUCGUGAGGAGUGUCAAAGGAAUCGACGAGCAGCAUCUCACUCAAUUGAAAGCAACGAUUGAGUCGCAACACCUCGAUGCAAAUAAAUGGGUUGACUUUGUCAAUACACUCCGUGACCGUGCGCGAGCGCAAAAGAUCCUUGACGAUGUGGAUGAAAUCCUCGCCUUAUCGAAAAAGGUCUACUCGAAGAUUUUGAAUGACGAAGAGAACACUGGUACCUGGCUUCUUGAUUCGCAGGAGUACAAGGACUGGAAAGCCUUCCCUGGAAGUGUGCUCUGGCUCCACGGAGUUGUCGGUUGUGGUAAAUCUGUCCUCUGUUCUACGGUCAUCAAAGACAUCGAAGAGCUCUGUAAAAAAGACUCAUCCAAGUCGCUGGGUUAUUGGUAUUUUGAAGGCACCCAGCAUGACUCUCAGAGUGAUGUAGUUUCGGACAUCCAAAGUGAUUUCUUUGUGGUGCUGGAUGCCUUGGACGAAUACCCGAUGAAUGGAAAGGAGAGGCCACACCUUUUUUCUCUCUUGAUUGACCUUUCUGAGGCCCACAAAAAGAACAUUCAUAUUCUGGCUACGGGCCGACCGGAGCAGGAUAUCAAGAGAGCAAUGGAACAUUUCCCGUCAAUUAAUUUGGAAGAAAAGCUAGCGAAGGACGUGGAAACUUUUGUCCAUGCAGCACUUGAGGAAGAAGAGCUGCGAGACACAGGUAAAGACAUCAAAUUCGACAUUGUUGAUGCAUUAUUGAAUAAUGGAGAGCGGCGGUUUUGA